AUGUGCAGGACGACGGAUUACCGGUGCCGCCUCGGCGGUGAUCUACUCAAGAUCAAGGCAUUCUUCGUUAGGUUUUCGCAUCUUGAAUCCCUAAAUCCACCGCUGGACUCGCUCACUCUCUUCUACCUUCCUCGCAUUGACGAGACCGACCUGGAGAUCGACGGCAUUAAGAUUCGUCCGGACUCGCCGGCGUUUGUGACUCUUCAUCGAGUCAUCUCGCCGUCGUUACGGAUGAGGAAGGAUGUGGUGUUCGGGAGUAGAGAGCGAGUUCGAGCGAGCGAAGGUGUGCAGUUCCAGGUGUAUUUGAGGGAGGAGAAGGUCGUGCAGGGGAUUUUCAGGAGGUGCGACGAUGGAGAGUGGAGAUUAGAGUGUAAAUGCGCGCUUGAAUCUGACAUCGCCAGAUCAGCGGCAGCGGCGGUGGAGAUUUGUGUGGAUUUGGAGGGAGAGGUAGCGAUGUUUGAGAAGGUGGUGCUGAAAGCGAGAAGGAAGAAGAAGAAGAGAGGUUUCUGUGCAAUGGAGGAGAUUCCGGAGAGGCGAGAAGUGGACGGUGACUGCGAUGGAUGUGGUUGUUGUUGUGAGGUGGAUGGAGAUUCGUCGGCCGGCGAUUGCGGUUGUAGUGGUGGUGAAGAUGAUGACGGUGGCGGAGAAACGGAGUUAGAGGGGGCGUGGUGGGGCAUGGAUUUGGGGAUUUGGGCCGUGUGUUUAGGAGUUGGGUUCUUGGUCUCUAAGGCGGCCCACUCCAAAACAUUGAGACGCAAGGGAAUAUUCUGA
Molecule: messenger RNA, 771 nt
Organism: Cucurbita pepo subsp. pepo (vegetable marrow)
Lineage: Eukaryota; Viridiplantae; Streptophyta; Magnoliopsida; Cucurbitales; Cucurbitaceae
Product: NADP-specific glutamate dehydrogenase
Source: RefSeq, a predicted model, not a curated record